Messenger RNA from Ornithodoros turicata, 729 nucleotides. RefSeq lists its product as uncharacterized. The transcript has 3 exons. Gene Ontology annotation, molecular function: DNA binding. Gene Ontology annotation, cellular component: transcription regulator complex; nucleus. The coding region runs from base 1 to 729 and encodes 242 amino acids. NCBI's taxonomy places the organism in Eukaryota, Metazoa, Arthropoda, Arachnida, Ixodida, Argasidae. Gene Ontology annotation, biological process: regulation of transcription by RNA polymerase II. The record is from RefSeq and is a predicted model, not a curated record.
AUGGCGUCGAAGAUCUUGUCGAGUGAUAUUAACGAAUGUAUUAUCGAGGAAGUACAUGCACGCACCCCUCUUUGGGAUCUUCCGUGUAAGGAAUACAAGAACGGCCAGAUGAAGCAGAGACUGUGGGAGGAGAUCGCUGAGAGUCUAGCGGUUCUCGGAGUGACUUGGAGCGUUGAGCAAGUGCAGGUUAGGUGGAAGAACCUUCGCGAUACCUUUGCUCGCAACUUCAGGAAAAAACGUGCGGUGCGCAGCGGAAGCGCUGCGGAAGUGCUAAUUAAGUGGCCAUUUGUUGAUAGGCUCAUGUUUUUGAAGGCUGUAAUAGCCGUAGGAGAAACCUCCGGAAAUGUGAGCACUCCUCAAGAUAAUGUGCUACUACCAAGCCCUUCACAGCAUGAGACAACUAUUAGAAGUUUAGGAGAACUCGAGACAGCGCAAGACAUUCUACUGGGAAUGUAUGAGGACACUGACACAGUGGCACACAUAGACGUGGACGAUACUCCUGUACGGCCUCAUGAACCUCCUCCAAAGAAAAAGAAGAAACCAGCACAGGGAAAGGACGGAAACAGUGUGGACGAGGAGAUUGCAAAAGUUGACAGGCGCCUAGAAAAAGAAACUGACGAUCAUGAAUAUUUUGCUUUAUCGCUCUGUGUGCCAAUGCGAAGAUGUGAUCAAGACAAACUUAUGGACAUGAGGAUAGAAAUUAUGCAGGUCAUUCGAAGUUACCUUUAG